AACUGGCGGUGCUGUGGGUGUGGACGUAUAAAUCUAGCGGACCACUGCCGUUCACAUCAGUCUGACUGGAGCUUAACGGUCCUCUACAGAACAUUCACAUCUACAGCAGGAAACAUGAACAAAAUAGUUUUCAGCUUGUUUGCAGUCGCCCUGUGUUUGGCAGUGGGUCAGGCUCUGCAGUGUUAUGAAUGUACACUGGGUUUUGGGAAUAUGUGCAUCACAACCCAAAAGACAUGUGAUGCUGGGACCCUCUGCUUCACUGGUGUCGGGAUGGCUGCUAAAUUCUUGGAGAUUAAGAUGAAAGGAUGUCUCGAAAUCACCAAAUGCAACCAAACUGAAAAUGUUAAUUUUCCAGCUAACUCAAACACCACGUUGUACAAAAUGACCAAGACAUGCUGCAGUACUGACCUGUGUAACUCGGCUAUGGGUCACCCACACCUGUCUGCUGUCAGCUUGACCUUUGCCACUAUCUCCUCUGUGCUCAUGGUCAAAUUCCUCAUGUGAGGAACACCAUUUCAGCUCUCUAUCUCACACACACACAAAAUGUUAAAACAAUUUACAUUUAUAUGAUCCUCAUCAAUCAUAUUUAUGCACAUUCAACAUAUUCCUGAGAAAAAUGUACUGUACAUCCUAAACUGGUCAAAUUAAUAUUUGUUUUCCCCUGUUGUCAAAUAUUUAAGGGACUUAAAUUAAGGCAGUUAUGAACUUAAUGCUUAAAAUUGGUCUGUACACUGGAAAUUUGUUCAAGUUUUAAAUAUGUAAUUAUUUUACCAGGCAACUAUUAACCUGUUUCAUGUGACGUCACUGUAUGACAGCGCCACCAUGUUUGUGAUCAAUAUUUCAUAUACCUUAGACAGGAUCAUCACAGAUGUUUUUAAGUACUGUGACAAAAUCAGACCAGAAAACAACGCAAAAACAUUUGUAACGUCUGAAUGAGAGAUGUUUAUGUUGAUGUACCGGUGGGCGUGUGUACUUGCCGGUCACACAUCAGACUCGCCUGUGUCCGUGGAUGAAUCGUGGAUAAAAUAUCUUUAAAUGUCCUCGAAAGUUCAAUUUGGCAAUAUUUUUGUAGUCUUCAGACCCGUAUGAACUUUUCCUGGGACUUGGCAUGGAUCAAAAGCAAUUUUUUAUGUUUUUCUUGAUAUCGUUUUUCGUGUUUUUCCAUUCACCGGCAUUGUUUCCUCCCGCUGAUGGUCACAAAUAUGGCGGCUGUGGGGAAAAGUGACAACACUGAAACAGGUCAAUAUAUAGAGUAGAAUAUCAGCAAUGAAGAACAUCCAGCAUAAAAUGACUCCACACAAAAUCAACACAAAAAACAUUAAACAUCUAUUAAACCCAGUCAUAUAUAGUUAGAUUGUGUCAUUCUAGCUGUUAAUAUACACAUUCAUACAAACACACACAUUUCCACAUGCACUAAAACCUUGUUAAAUAAACUUGUUGACAGCAGGUUGCUGUGUAUGUUUAUGACUUUAUUUCUCAUUAUGUUUUUGUCGUUUCAGUUUCAUUUAUGAUAUAGGUCUCCUGUUUGAAAUUAAACUAGAGGUUGUCAGAACAUGAAUGCAUGAGCAAAGUUUAUCAUACAUGAGUUUAUUAAAUCACUUAAUCAGAAAAAUUUGGGGAUUUUUCCAUAGUAUUUUAUAUGUAUUUCUAUUCAUUUGAAAAGGUCAUUUUGUUUUAUAAUAAGCUUUUUUCACAUAGGCAAUUUUGUAAAAAAAAAAAAAAAAAAAAAAAAAAGUAAAGCUUUGACCACUGUUUUGUGUUUGCUUUUCUUUUUUUUUUUUUUCUUUUUUUUUUUUUUUUUUAUAAUUAUUAUUAUUAUACAGCCUUUGUUCUUGGAGAAAAAGAAUGUAAAUUUUUAUUUUGUAUACCAUCAUCAGUUUCAGUCAGGACUGAGAUGAUGUGAGCUGUAGUCACACUGAUCGAGUGCCGUGCCCUGCAUUGACAAACGUUCUGUUGUUGUAAUUGUCAUCAUAAUGUGUGAUGUCAUUGCAAAUGUACAAGCAACAGAAUUGUAAUAAAAGAGUUCAACAAC
Myxocyprinus asiaticus (Chinese sucker) is the source of this 2032-nucleotide messenger RNA. RefSeq names its product sperm acrosome associated 4 like (gene spaca4l). Lineage: Eukaryota; Metazoa; Chordata; Actinopteri; Cypriniformes; Catostomidae. The coding region runs from base 115 to 504 and encodes 129 amino acids. The record is from RefSeq and is a predicted model, not a curated record. The transcript is spliced from 3 exons.